Molecule: messenger RNA, 510 nt
Organism: Oldenlandia corymbosa var. corymbosa
Lineage: Eukaryota; Viridiplantae; Streptophyta; Magnoliopsida; Gentianales; Rubiaceae
Source: the annotation of a GenBank genome assembly
AUGAACUUCCAGUUCAGCCGUCUUCUGACUCGGAUCGGGUUUGUACUCGGACGGGUUAUUGAAGGGCACAACCUUAGCCCAAUUUCAACCAACACCAAGGACAACUCCAACGCUUGUCAACCGGAAACAAAAUCUUUACACGCCGGUCCGGGUAUUCCAUAUUCAGGGAAUCAUUACACAGUUUCACCUCAGUUGAACAACCAUUGUGAUGAGACACCUAAACACACGGUGGUUCAUAUUCCACAACCAAUUACAGGCCUGACUCAUCGGACCAAGAUCCGAAAUCCUCUGGUCGCCAGGAAACCUCGAGAUGCAACUAAUACCUUUAAUAUCAAAUCCAAAUUCAAGGUGAAUGGUGGAAAAAGGAAGAACAAGAGUGUUAUGUUGGAGGCCAUGGAGGAAUUUGAGAAUUUUGUUGGCCACCAAACUGAAGAGGAACACCUUAUCCACACCGAGGAUGGUCGUACCUCUGACCUGGAGGAGGAGGAACCUCCCGAUAUCACCAUGUAA